Maylandia zebra (zebra mbuna) is the source of this 1434-nucleotide messenger RNA. NCBI's taxonomy places the organism in Eukaryota, Metazoa, Chordata, Actinopteri, Cichliformes, Cichlidae. The record is from RefSeq and is a predicted model, not a curated record.
AUGGAUUUGAUGGAUGUAGACGGGGGCCGUAGCUGUGGAGAAAAAAACUGCGGCCUUACGUCCGGCUUCCCGGAGGACUGCUCCAACCAAGAGUGCCACUGGGAGGAACCUAUGUUUGGACUGAUUGAAUUAGUGUGCGUGACUGUGAUUUACAUCCCCCUGAUGUUAUUUGGCCUCCUGGGAAAUAUACUAACAAUUCUGGUGGUUUGGCUGCGUCCACACAUGAGAACCUCCACCUACCUCUACCUGAGCAGCAUGGCUGUUAGUGAUCUGCUGAUACUCCUGCUGCUGCCUCUGGAUUUAUAUAAGCUCUGGAGGCCCCGGCCCUGGCCCCUGGGAGACCUUGCCUGUAAGCUGACUAUGUUCCUCUCAGAGUGCUGCACCUUCUGCACCAUCCUCCACAUCACCUUCCUCUCCCUGGAGAGAUACCUGGCAGUCUGCUGGCCGAUCACAGCCAAGACAGUAGUGACACGGCGCAGAACCCGGGCCAUCAUAGGCUGCCUCUGGCUGAGUGCGGCUGUGAGUGCCGCACCAGUGCUGGUCAUGGUUGGAGUGGAGGACGUUGGACGAGAAGACCUCGGGCUCAUCCAAUGGAAAGAAGACGGGGGGUGGACAGGCAGGGAAGGAGAUCAGGGAGGGUUUACGAUGGGUGGAGGAGAAAAAGAAAGCAGACACAUGGAUGGAGGCCCAGAGGAAAUAAAGUGGGGUGAAAAAGAGACAAAGAGUUGGGAGGAACGAGCUGGUGAACUGAAAUGGAUCGGAGAAAAAGUAGAGACAGAAACAGCAGAAGUAGAUAACAGGCCACCGGAAGACAAAGACGGAAAGAUGGGAUUAGAGGGAGAGCAGCAAAACAAAAAGGAAGACGAGGGAGGAGGACUGGACGGAAGCUCCAAUGAAGGCCGUGGGGGAGAGACUGACAAGAGAGAGUGCCGCUGUACACAUUUUGCCAUCUCCUCUGGCCUGUUGUCAGCCAUGAUGAUUCUCUCCAAUUUGUAUUUCUUGGUACCUCUCUGCAUUCUGGGAGUGGUAUAUAGUCUGAUUGGGCGCACACUGUGGCUCCGCCCAAAAAGCAGCCGUAGAGACCAGAGUCACAGGAACACUGUCAAAAUGCUGGGAGUGAUCGUCUUGGCGUUCGUCUUGUGUUGGCUGCCGUUCCAUGUUGGUCGAACCAUAUUUUCUCUUUCUCUGGGCACUGGGACUGAGAGACAGGAAACUUACCUGGACACUAACUCCCAGUCAGACACUAUCACGCAUUAUUUUAAUCUUGUGUCCUCCGUGCUCUUCUACCUCAGUGCCGCCGUCAAUCCUUUAUUGUACAACCUGAUGUCUGCCAGAUACAGACACGCUGUACGCAGCCUCAUACGCACACAGUCUCACGCACAAGCUCGUCGCAUGCACACGCUCACCGUGCACCACUCCACAACCACUUUGUGA